AAUAAAGAAAACAAGAUGGCAACGGGUCCAGAUCACGGGCUGAAACGAAUCGUGUGGAAAAGAAUAAAAGAUACAAUUAUUACAGAUUGCAGGAAAUCGGAAGUAUGGAAGAUAUUGAUUCUGGACCCCUUCACCACCAAGCUCGUCUCAUCAUGCUGCAAAAUGUCCGAUCUGAUACCAGAAAAAAUAACAAUCGUGGAGGACCUGUUCAAAAGCAGAGAGCCUGUUCCAGAAAUGAAGGCCAUCUACUUCAUGUCACCAACGGCUAAGUGUGUGGAUGCCUUUAUCGCUGACUUCAAGCCCAAACCUAAAUACAAAGCAGCGUAUGUUUAUUUCACUGACUACUGUCCCGAUGAGCUUUUUAACAACAUGAAGCGGUCCUGUGCGGCGUACAUCCGAGUCUGUAAGGAGAUAAACAUGUCCUUCCUGCCACUAGAGGCUCAAGUGUUCACAUGUGACAAUCCGGGGGCUUUCCAAAGCAUCUACAGUCCCAACAGCCAGGACAAAAAGAAGACACUGGAGACACUCGCAGACCAGCUCGUCACGCUCUGUGCCACGUUGGACGAGUACCCGGGGGUUCGAUACAAGAAAGACGGCAACAUGGAGAACGCCAAGACCCUUGCAGAGCUGGUGGACGACAAACUGGCCAAACACUACGCGCUGGAUGACAGCGGCACGAAAAAGGGAAAGACUCAGGCCCAGCUGCUGAUAGUGGAGCGGGGCUUUGACCCCGUCAGCCCCAUCCUGCACGAGCUGACCUACCAGGCCAUGGCUUACGACCUCAUCGACAUCCAGAGCGGCACCUACACUUACAAGGGUAAAGAUGGCUCAGAGAAGCAGGCCUUGCUGAGUGAGGACGACAUGCUCUGGGUUAAGCUGAGGCACAAGCACAUCGCCGAGGUCUCAGAACAAAUCCGCAAGUUGGUAAAGGAAAUGUCCGCUAACAAGAAACAGCCGGAUGGGAAGAUCACAAUUAGCAGUUUGGCCCAGAUGAUGAAGAAGAUGCCCACAUUCCGUAAACAGGUGACUGAGAAAACCAUUCAUCUGCAGCUGGCUGAGGACUGCAUGCAACUUUUCUCAAACAACGUGGAGAAACUCUGCAAAGCUGAACAGGACCUUGCGGUGGGGUCAGACGUAGAGGGGGUGAAGGUGAAAGACCCCAUGAGGACUCUGCUGCCGGUGCUGCUCCACCCGUACAGCACCUACGACAAGAUCAGAGCUGUGCUGCUCUACAUCUUCAGCCUCAGCGGAACAACCGACGAGAACUUAAGCAAGCUCAUCCAGCAUGUAAAGAUUGAGGCGGAGCGAGAGUUCAUCCUGAACUGGAAGGAGCUGGGGGUCCCUAUCAUCACAACGCCCAGCUUCUUCCCUCGCAAAUCGACCAGACGCGAUCGUUCCCAGGAUCAGACUUACAACCUUUCCAGAUGGACUCCUGUCAUUAAAGAUGUGAUGGAGGAUGCUGUGGAGAACAAACUGGACACCAAAGAGUGGCCGCACCAGUCCGAGUGUCCUGCUGCCUGGAAUGGCUCCGGAGCUGUCAGUGCCCGUCAGAAGCACAAAGCCAGUGCUCAGGACGAACGCCGGAGCGGUGCACGCCUCAUUGUUUUUGUUCUCGGGGGAAUCUGCCACUCUGAGAUGCGCUGUGCCUACGAGGUGACCCAGGCCGUUAAAUCCUGCGAGGUCAUCAUAGGGUCUUCUCACAUUUUGACCCCGACUGGUCUCCUGAAUGACAUCAAGGCUCUGAGCAACGGCCCCAUGGAGACUUUUACAAUAGAGUAAAAGAGCAACGCCUGAGAGGUCCAACUAAACUACUGCCCAAAUUCCCCUGCCUCCCUACAUCUCGUAGCACAGUGCACUCAACUCGACCUCCACAAUGGAAGACUGAAGGGAAUUUACCUUAUUCUUGUCUUUAUGUUUUAAUACUCUUUCCAAACCUGGUGCACAUUACAGUAGGGAUGAGGGCAAAUGAUCUUUUAACUAGCUCAACAACUAUGAUCUUGGCCUGCUUAUGGCAUAUGUAGUUUGCUAAUUGUCAUUUGAUUAUAUUAAAAGUGAAUUGACCUCAUCCUGCUGUAAACACAGUAGAAAAUGUCUAAUCUGCCUAUCUGGGGUUGCGCUGUCCAUACGAGACAGAAUGGUGAUAGAAAGUAACACAAAGCUAAUGUAUAUACUGCAUGUAAGCACGGAGUCCCUGCUGUGUCAUUCUGACUUUUUCAGUCUCACUUUAUGUAAUUUUGAAGUGUUUUUAAUACAAGAGUAUUUACGUUUUUGUUAAUUGAACUGACUAAUAAAUGGAUGAAGUGGUUCAAA
Anarrhichthys ocellatus (wolf-eel) is the source of this 2310-nucleotide messenger RNA. RefSeq names its product syntaxin binding protein 3 (gene stxbp3). Gene Ontology annotation, biological process: vesicle-mediated transport. The record is from RefSeq and is a predicted model, not a curated record. Bases 16 to 1779 code for a protein of 587 amino acids. The transcript is spliced from 19 exons. Lineage: Eukaryota; Metazoa; Chordata; Actinopteri; Perciformes; Anarhichadidae.